AUGAGUUACAUAAAUGUGAACAAAUUUUCAAUGAUGAUAAAAUUUGAUCAAAAUAUUAUAAUGAAAAAUGGUAUCAAUGCAAGUAUCAUAUCGUUCAAAGAACAAAACUAUUCAUCAACAUUUGAAUCAAAUAAUGUUUCUCAUUCGAUGUUAAUAACUACUAAAUCACCAACUAUAUACAGUCAACAAACAAACAUUACUAACGUUAUUGAAUAUGCUGUGCCAUUCGGUUGUUUAGUUCUGUUAGCAUUAAUAUUAUCGAUAGUUACUAUUCGUAAUCGAACUCGUGCUAGUAACAUUUGGUCAACGAUUCGACGUAUGAGAAAUACAAACUUGAAAUUGUUUGGAACUACACUGAGACGAGAUUCCGAAUUUAGUUUUCAAUUUGAUCCAAUAGAUGAUGCAUUUAGUUCUAAAUCAGUAAAUGAAAAAAAUGACAAUAUGCAAUCGGAAAAAGAGAGAACAAUAGUUGAAUCUUCUGUAGUUUCAUUUGUAUAA
This is a messenger RNA of Didymodactylos carnosus, 498 nucleotides long. NCBI's taxonomy places the organism in Eukaryota, Metazoa, Rotifera, Eurotatoria, Philodinida, Philodinidae. The record is from the annotation of a GenBank genome assembly.